Paramecium octaurelia is the source of this 303-nucleotide messenger RNA. The record is from the annotation of a GenBank genome assembly. NCBI's taxonomy places the organism in Eukaryota, Ciliophora, Oligohymenophorea, Peniculida, Parameciidae.
AUGGGCUGUGUGGGUUAAAAAUAGAAUCGAAAUCAAUAACAAAAUAAAUUUCCAUUACAUCGGCAAUCAAUCUCAGUUUCACAUUCAAAUCGAAAAUUUUGUAUUGAGUCGCCAUUUUCGACUGAUCCUAAACAAUAAAUUUAGCUAUAUAGAUCCAUCGACAUCACAAAGGAUGAGGAAUUUAUUUUAAAGAGUGAUAAGAAGUUCAUCUCGAAAAAUCAAGACUCUCCAACCACAACUCCAAAGUUUAAUCAAAAUCUUCAAUUUGCCUUAGGAAAUCGUAAAAAUAAAAUUGUUCUGUGA